CGGCCUAACUUGAGACCGAAAAAUUUAUCAAUUUAUAGUGUUUAUUAAUUUAUCGAGUAUUAAUUUAUAUAGUUUAUAAUGUACUAACUAAAUUAUUGACAACAUGAUAAAUAAAUAAAAUUACUUAAAAUUAUGGAGAACAUGACAAGUAAACAAAAUCACUUAUCAAAUAUUAAUAGUAUUUUCUAACUCUGAUUUAUUAUGAUAUUGCAAUUAUGAAAAUACUACACAGUAGAUUGGACAACCAACAAUACUACAUGGUUUAUAAUGAUCUAUGAUGAACUGCAUCAUCUGAUCUGCCCUAUCAAAAUUCAUGUUUGCCGGAUUUACUUGCACCAUAUUAAAUAUCUUUUGUACGUUUUUCUUAUGUAAUUUGCGUAAUUGUUUAAUAAACCGUUUUCACCAGAAACUGAAACCCAUAAAUAGAAACUUGAAUUUUCUGAUAUAGAAUCAUUAAUUGACCCUCGGUCAAACCAUUCAACUAACCACUGGACCGAGAGAACUUUCACAUCAAAUAAUAAUAGUAUAGAUUUCUUAAAUAUUAUAUUACUAUAUAUAUGGUUAUCUAAGAAAUAAUAUAUCAUAAUUUAUUAAUUCUCAGUUAAAUCACUAGAUUAAUAGAGUUUCUACAUCAAAAAUAAUAGUAUUUUUUUAUAAAAAAUAAUAAUAGUAUAGAUUCCUUAAAUACUAUAGUAUUACUAUAUAUAUAUGUAGUUAUCUUUUUUUUUGUCAACAAUAUAUAUAUGGUUAUCUAUGAAAUAAUAUAUCACAAUUUAUCUUUGUUCGCAACAAAUCUUAUCAUAAUUUUAAAUUUUACUAGAUUCCAUUGUCCAAGUCCCUGAAAACCCCCAAUUUUUGUAUCAUCAGUAUAAACUCAUUACACAAAAGUCUUAGGUGGGUCACACAGAAAUUCGAAAAAGCAAAUUUGCUUUUAUUAUUGUCUCCUCCUUCUCUCCUCUGCUUUGAGACUGUGACUCCACUUCUCUCUCUCUUUCUCUCUUCUCUCAAGAUUGCUUCACAGUAGUACUGAAUGACUCUUCUUCUCUUCUAUUGCUUUUUAACCUCUCUUUCUCUUGCUCAUGGAGCUUCAACCAUUCACAUUUCUCCUACUCAGCCUCCCACAGAUUCUGAGAAAACAAUUUGGGAAAAUUCUACAAGGAAAUUUAUAGUGGCAGAAACGCCAUUAUAUGGACCUACUUACAAUAACCCUCAAGUGAUAGGAGAUGUUUCAGUGGCUUUAGCUGCUCAAAGAACAUUCAGAAAAGAUCCUCUCAAUGGUUUCCAGAUAUAUACUGGAGGAUGGAAUAUCAGCAGCCGGCAUUACUGGGCCUCUGUGGGCUAUACAGCUGUUCCUCUCUUUGCUGUUGCUGCUGUUUGGUUCCUUGGGUUUGGCAUCUGCUUAUUGGUUAUAUGCAUGUGUCACAUAUGCCAUAGAAGCAAAUCUAUUGGUUACUCAAGAGUUGCUUACAUUCUCUCCCUCAUCUUCCUCCUCUUCUUCACUCUUAUGGCAAUAAUUGGAUGUGUAAUGCUAUACUCGGGUCAGAUAAGGUACAACAAAAGCACAACAGAGACAUUAGCUUAUGUGAUGAGCCAAGCAGAUAGCACGGUUUCACAGCUUAAAGCUAUAUCAGAUUACCUUACAUCAGCAGAGCAGAUUAGAGUUCUUCAGGUGUCUUUACCCGCAAAUGUCCAAACUGAAAUCGAUCAGAUCGGAGCAAAACUGACUUCUUCAAUAACUACCAUCACUGACAAAGCCACUAGUAGCUCCAAUGACAUAAGAAAUUUCCUCAAUUCCGUGAGGGUGGCACUUAUAGUAGUUUCAAUUGUCAUGCUUAUUUUGACAUUUCUUGGUCUCGCUUCUUCAAUCUUUGGUAUGCAAGUCAUCGUUUACACCCUUGUGAUCCUUGGAUGGAUUUUGGUGGCUGGUACUUUCAUCUUGAGUGGAACUUUCCUUCUGCUACACAAUGCAACCGCAGACACAUGUGUGGCAAUGAGCGAAUGGGUAGAGAGACCAGCAAGCAACACGGCACUAGACGAGAUCUUGCCUUGUACAGACAACGCCACAGCUCAGGAAACUCUGAUGCGCAGCAAAGAGGUGACGGGACAGCUCGUUGAGCUCAUCAACACAGUCGUUUCUAACGUCUCCAACAUCAACUUCUCUCCGGUCUUUCCCCAAAUGUACUACAACCAGUCCGGACCCUUGCUUCCUCUGCUCUGCAAUCCCUUCAACCACGACCUCACCGAUCGCCCUUGCUCCCCUGGCGAGCUCGAUUUGAACAACGCUACUCAGGCGUGGAGCAGCUUCGUGUGCCAAGUAAACACGAACGGGACUUGCGUAACAACGGGGAGGCUAACGCCUGCGCUGUAUGGUCAGAUGGCCUCGUGCGUGAACAUCAGCACGGGGUUGAUCAACGACGCGCCGUUCUUGGUUCAGCUUCAGGAUUGUUCGUACGCGAAGCAGACGUUUAGAGACAUAACCAAUAACAACUGUCCAGGGCUCAGACGCUAUGGUUACUGGGUCUACGUGGGUCUGGCCAUGUUAUCGACGGCUGUGAUGCUCUCGCUUGUGUUCUGGAUCGUCUACAGUAGAGAGAGACAGCACCGGAAGGAAGCUUUGCCAGAAUUUUCAGACAGUAAGGAGAUCGUUAGAGUUAACUUCUGAUGGUAUUUGGACGUCAACGUUGUGAGAGAGAUGUAAAAUUAUUAGAUAUCAGUUCAAUGGAUGAUGUUCUUGUGCUUUUUCUUAUUACAAAGAUUUGUAAACACCAAACCUUUUGGGGUUUUUAAGGUUGUAUGGAUUUGUUAGACGCUA
Brassica rapa (field mustard) is the source of this 2812-nucleotide messenger RNA. RefSeq lists its product as uncharacterized. Gene Ontology annotation, cellular component: plasmodesma; plasma membrane. NCBI's taxonomy places the organism in Eukaryota, Viridiplantae, Streptophyta, Magnoliopsida, Brassicales, Brassicaceae. The record is from RefSeq and is a predicted model, not a curated record.